This is a messenger RNA of Vigna umbellata (rice bean), 1770 nucleotides long. RefSeq lists its product as uncharacterized. Lineage: Eukaryota; Viridiplantae; Streptophyta; Magnoliopsida; Fabales; Fabaceae. The record is from RefSeq and is a predicted model, not a curated record. Gene Ontology annotation, biological process: regulation of DNA-templated transcription. Gene Ontology annotation, molecular function: RNA polymerase II cis-regulatory region sequence-specific DNA binding; DNA-binding transcription factor activity, RNA polymerase II-specific. Gene Ontology annotation, cellular component: nucleus.
CUUUCUUCACACAAUGUAGAGAGAGAAACGUCAAAAUAUAUUCACCAGAAUCGCGUGGGCUCACACAUUCUCAACCUUUUCUUAUUUCUUCCUUCUCUCUCAUGUUUCAAAAAUUCUCUUCUUUAAAAACGAUGUUGUUUUAGCUCUUUCUUCUCAUUCUUGUAACCCAACCCCACUCUGUCUUCUCUCUCCAUGUCCCUCUCUUUUUGUGGGACUUAGUCUCACCUCAGUCAUGGAUUUGGAACGAUAUUGUGUUAGUAACGGUUUUCCUUCCAUAUAUUCUCGAUGAUUCUGGCAUUGCGAUAGUUCAUAGGGGAGAGAGAAACCCGUUUUUGUGAACCCUUUUGCUUGUCUUUUGCUUUUGUUUUCUUUUUUCGGUUUUUGUCUCCAUGGAUUCUUCUUCAUGGUACUUCAAUAAUGUUGCUGGUGAAGGUUUCAAUGGAGUCAUGAGUUUCAUCCCUUCUUUUCACGUGCGUUCUCAAGCUCCGCCCUUGGGUCACGGCAAGGGGGUUUUGGGUCCAAACCUUGAGAUGGGUCUUCAGAUGUUGAGCCCUUCCAUGGUUCAGCAGCAGGAGAGUAGGGGGAAAAAGAGAACCAGUGGUGAAGGGGUUACGAACAAGAACCUGUCUUUGAAACGUGAGGAAGAAGAAGAAGCUAACGGCUCCAUUUCAGGGAAAAACGGGUUCACCAAGCUUUGUGCCAGAGGUCACUGGAGGCCAGCAGAAGAUGACAAACUGAAGGAGCUGGUGGCCCAAUAUGGUCCCCAAAACUGGAACCUGAUCGCUGAACAUUUAGAAGGAAGAUCAGGAAAAAGUUGUAGAUUGAGAUGGUUUAACCAGUUGGAUCCUAAGAUCAACAAAAAGUGUUUCUGUGAGGAGGAAGAAGAAAGGCUUUUGACUGCUCAUAAAAUGUAUGGCAGCAAAUGGGCCAUGAUUGCAAGACUAUUUCCUGGAAGAACAGAUAAUGCAGUGAAGAACCAUUGGCAUGUGAUGAUGUCUAGGAGGCAGAGGGAGAGGGAGCAGUCUAGUGGCGUGUAUAGAAGGAGAAAACCUCUUAUCAAUGAACCUCUUCCAAAGGGUUUGAAUCUGACACUGUCUAACAAUGCAACCAGUGAUGAGUCAACCAUCUCAAACACCAUUGAUGAAUCUGCCUCAACUUGCACCAACCUCUCCCUAACUCCCUCUUCAGCCAAGUUCACUCCUUUUGGUCUCUUACACCAACCAGGAGAAUCAAGAGAGGAUGUGUGGUUGAAGAAGUAUUUUGGUGGUUGGAAAGGGUCAGAAGGUAUGGUGGGAAAAAGGGUAAUGGGAGUGGAGCAGUGUAGUUUUUCAGAUGCAAACUCAGAAGUAUCAGCAUCUGAGUCAGGUGUCACCAAUAGGUCUAAUCUCUCAAUUUCUCAAGAGAAAGAGAGUGAUAAGAUUAACAACAUCUCAUUCAUUGAUUUUCUUGGAGUAGGAGCUACUUAGCUAAAUUGCUGAUGAAAUCUCCACUAGUGAGGAGUGUUGUAUAACAUUCGCUUUUGUACAGUUGCUUCCAUAAAAGGCAAAAAGGUAAAUGGUAGAAUAAAUAGAUGGAAAAAAAGAUGAUGAAAUGAGAGAUACAACUUAAGUAGAGAGGUUUUGACUGGGUCUUGUUAUCAACUUAUGUGAUUCGAAAUAGUAUAAUUAUAUUUAAAGUUUUGGUUUUGGAUUGUUCCUGUCACGGCAGAAGCAGAGACUUGUAAUCCUGUGACACUUUUGUCACUUUGUUAAUCAGAACCCAAAUUUUCAU